AUGGUGCUCGCUUCUUUGCGCAACUUGCGAUCACAGUGGUUUCCGCCAGCGCCCACGUUCACCGAGGACAAUGUUCCGCCGCAAGAUGGCCGCGUCUUCAUCGUCACCGGGGGCAACGCGGGUGUCGGCUUCGAACUUGUGAAGAUGCUCUACACCACGGGCGCUACCAUCUACAUGGCGUCAAGAUCCAAGGAACGAGCCGAAAAGGCCAUCGAGACAAUCACCACCGCCUCACCAGCCCCCAAAAGCCCCGGACGCAUCAAGAUGCUCCUCUUCGACCUUAACGACCUCGAAAGCGUAAAGUCCGCCGCGGCAUCCUUCGCGCAGCAGGAAACGAAACUCGACGUCCUCUGGAACAACGCCGGCACCGGCGGCUACGGCGUGGAACCCGGCGCGACAACAGUACAAGGCUUCCAGGCCAUGGUCGGAAUGCACUGCAUCGCCGCCCAGCUCUUCACGCACCUCCUCAUCCCCCACCUCCGCGCAGCCGCCACAACGGCCCCCAAGGGCUCGGUGCGCGUCGUCUGGACAUCCAGCUUCCUCGGCGAAGGCGGCACGCCCACCAACGGCAUCGACUUCGACACCCUGGAAAGCGGCACCCCAGACCUCGUGCAGAACUACGCCGUCUCGAAGCUUGGGAACUGGAUGCUCGGCCGCGAGAUGGCGGUGAGGUACAGGGCCGACGGCAUCGUCAGCGUGGCGCAGAAUCCGGGGAACAUCGGGGCGGGGUCGUACGCGGGGACGCCGGGGUGGGUCAUGAUGCUGAUCGGGCCGCUGAUGUAUGAGACCAAGCUGGGCGGGUGCACGGAGCUGUAUGCCGGGUUGUCGCCGGAGGUGUCGUUGGAGAAGUCGGGGUGUUAUGUUAUUCCCUUUGGCCGGAUUCGGGCGGAUGAGGAUUGUCCGAGGAAGGAUCUUCUCAACGCUAUGAAAUCUGAGGCUGAGGGCGGGUUGGGGUAUGCUGCGAGGUUUUGGGACUGGUGUGAGGAGCAGUGGAGGCCGUUUGUUUAG
Molecule: messenger RNA, 1008 nt
Organism: Colletotrichum chrysophilum
Lineage: Eukaryota; Fungi; Ascomycota; Sordariomycetes; Glomerellales; Glomerellaceae
Exons: 2
Coding region: 1-1008 (335 amino acids)
Source: RefSeq, a predicted model, not a curated record